AAUCGAGAGCGUCGAAACACGAAGCGAGAUCAGACUGACUUCGCGAAAAUCGAUCGGGCGCUCAUCGUCGUCGGGUUAGCGACGCCUGCAGGAAAGCGUGUGUCCAUUAGAACGACGCGGUGUUCGCGUGAAACGUCCGCUGGUCGGCUCCGACGUCGAGCGCUCCCUCGACGUUGCUCCAAAUGCCGACGGAAGCCUCGUGUUCGCCUAAACACGGGAACCUUCCUGCCAGCCUGACCGUAAAGUCGCGAUAGCCACGGUCGCGAGAAGGUGAUCCAGUGAAACGGUUCCUCCGAGUGCGUGGAUGUGCGCGCGUGUACGUACGUGUGUAUGCGUUGAAUGCCUCCGCGAAGAUCGAACGGAAGCUGUCGAGGCCUUCGAAGGAACGAGGAAAGGAAGGAACGGGGGGGUGUAGCGUAAGGUGACGGCCUCGAGGAGACACGGAGUUGUCGGACGGAACGAGAAAGCACGGUAGCCCAUAGACAGAUUCCUACCAACCCCUGCGAGGCACUCUCUGCGUGUCCUCGACGUUAUCGCCAUUGUCGAAGCGCGGUGUGGCGAGUUAACGAGAGCCGGCGCUGCCGGGACGACAAUAAUUUUUGAGAAACGUUUAUAUACACCGACCCACUAACUGGGAACAGGGUGGCUACCCUUCGUGCAGCCGUGUUCUCCGGCCUCCUACGUCGAUGUAAGUAGCGGAUUCGAGUCGCGAUCGAAGCUGGACGUGUUUUUCUACGAGCCAAAGAAGAGAGAAAGGGGUAAGGGGUGUUUGCAAGCGCGAAGGAUCCUCGAUGCACGCCGGGAACGAGAGGCGAACGGCAGUUUAAUCGCACCAGCAGAAUUAAUCGGUGAGCGUGUCCUGUGCCCUGUCCCCUGCCCCUCGUCGGGGUUAUCCUACGCUCGGAGGACACCGCACGAGGACGAGGCGAAGGAGGAGGUGGGGUGGAGGCCGUCUACCUCUCGACGUGGAAUGAUAAUAAAGGAGAGCCACAGGACAGGCCGGCGUGGGGUGACAUUAUGCGAGGAGUGGAUUUGAAACUAACCAAGUCACCCCUCAGACUGUUCCCCUUUGGGAUGGCAAUAGGAGCGCUCGCCGAUGUCGCCGUCAAGCUCGUCAUCAGCGGUUACAUACUCGCCGUGGUCGUCUACGUGAACGCCACCGGCAACUGGGACAAGGACGAUGACUUAGUCGCAACUUUCGAAGUCAGCGCCGUUCUUGGACGCACCGCUAGAUUGCCUUGUGACAUUGAACCGUCCACGCGCGAGGAUCGCGUAUACAUGGUGCUUUGGUUUCGCGACGAUGCUGUUCAACCAAUUUACAGUUUCGACGUGCGGGGCAGGGCGUUCAACAAAGCUCUGAACUGGUCGGACAGCAACGUCGUUGGGCCAAGGGCUUAUUUCGUGACCGUGACGAAGCCAGCCGCUCUUACCCUGGAGGCGGUUCAGCUGGACGACGAGGGAAUCUAUCGGUGUCGGGUGGACUUCAAGAAUUCGCCUACGAAGAAUUUUCAAGUUAAUCUCACAGUAAUAGUUCCGCCACAUCAACUACUGGUUUACGACAGUUCAGGGGUGGAAGUGGAGAACACCGCGGGUCCCUUCCAGGUUGGCGUAGAGUUCGAGCUGUCUUGCGAAGUUAGAGGAGGCAAACCAACGCCAGUGGUGAGCUGGCUAGUGAAUGAGAAAGAAGUGGACAGUAGAUUAGAAGAGAUCGCUCGGAACAUCGUCGUCAGUAAAUUGAAGAUACCGCAGCUGAGGAGGGAGCACCGUAACACAACUUACAAAUGUCGAGCCUCCAACACGCACCUUAUACCUCCCUUAGAGAAAACCGUCCUCUUGGACGUUUACCUGAAACCAUCGUCGGUGAAGAUCCUGUCGAAACCCGAGAUCCUCGAGACGGAGAAGGACUACUCCAUCGCCUGCGAGACGACGGGGUCGCAUCCUCGGGCUCGAAUAAGCUGGUUGGAGGGAAACACCGUUUAUCGUAGUGGCAAAGUACUGGACGGAGGAAACGCUUCGGUGGUCCUAAGUACGCUCAUAUUCUCGCCAGUCCCCGACGACCACGGGAUGAUCCUGAAAUGUCGCGGGGAGAAUCCAUCACUGCCAAACGCAUACUUAGAAGACUUCUUUCAAUUAAAUGUAGUUUUUCCACCUAAAGUACAGCUGCACCUGGGCAGCACCCUAAACGCAGAGAAGAUAAAAGAGGGCGACGACGUCUACUUUGAGUGCAAGGUCCGAGCUAACCCGGAACACCACAAAAUCACGUGGAGACACAAUGAUGCAGUAUUAACGCAAAAUUAUUCAGCUGGGAUAAUCAUGAGCACUCAGAGCCUGGUGCUACAGAAGAUAGGCCGCGACAACGCGGGCAAUUACACGUGCCUAGCGAGCAACGAUCGUGGGGAGACCACCAGCCCUGUAGUCACCCUGCGAGUACAGUUCGCUCCAGUUUGCAAGGCGAAGGAGGUGUCCAUCAUCGGCGCGUCGCUGGAGGAGUCCGUGAAGGUCCGCUGCGAGGUCGACGCCGAUCCAAAUGAAGUAGAGUUCGUCUGGGAGUUCAACAACAGCGGGGAGAACUUCGAGGUGGCUCCAGCGAAGUUCGACGGUAACAACGGGACGAUGAGCGAGCUCGUUUACACCCCAAUGUCCGAGAGGGACUAUGGCGCCUUGACGUGUUGGGGUAGGAACACUAUUGGGAAGCAGGAAGCGCCUUGCAUCUAUCAGAUCAUCCCAGCAGUUAAACCGAAUCCUUUGAACAAUUGCACGAUAAAGGAGUCGUUGAACCAGAGCUCCGAGAUACUGGUGGUCGAGUGCGUGCCAGGGUACGAUGGAGGACUGAGACAAGAGUUUCGACUGGAGGCCUACGAGGUCGUCACCGGAAAUCUGCGAGUGAACGCGUCCAGCGUAUCCGCCGACGUGCCGUUAUUUCGUAUAGCCGUAGCGGAUCUUCUUCCAGCUACGCAUUUUUACUUAGUCACGUAUGCUGUGAACGCCAAAGGACGUAGCGAGGUGAGCUUGCUAGAGGACAUCAUGCUGAGGGACUCCGAGAAACAUACAGACAGUGGAGUGAGCAUGGUACCGCUUAUCCUGCUCCUCAUCGGAUGCCUAAUGGCGCUCGGUAUCACUGUGCUCUCAGUGAUGUUGAUGAUGUACCGACGCAGAGGUACAACAUCCCCAGUGCACAUCGAACCCUACAUGAAACAACCGAUAAUCACACCGCCAGACUCGAGGAACAACUCGAUGCUCGACGUCACGCACGGGGAUCACACUUACUUCGUCGAGUACACGCUGAAACAGGUCACCGAUUACGCGCUCAACAAUCAACCAGACAUCAUACAGUCACCGCAAGAUCAGGAGAAAAUCAAACGUGAACCACAAUUGUUUCUACCUGUGAGACCAGACACGCUCUUCGCGCCGUACGACAUCCACAAACAAGGACUUCAAACUAACAGAUGCAGCUUAAACCCCUUCUCCGCGAAGUCUUGGGAACCUAUUAGCUUUAAGGCUGACCGUAACUUAAUGAAGGAGAUCAUUAUUGCCAACUCUAUACCUGGUCCGGAAAGUUGCGUGUAAAAAAUCAUUUAAAAAGAAGAACGAGCAAACAUAUCAGAAGGACCGAUCUCGAAGUCUAAACAAUCGUACUGUCGAUCACCGACCGACGAUGGACAUACACGAAACGAAUUGCAACUGGUUCUGUCGCACGUGAAAUGACACGGGACGGACAUAACGACGCAACACGCAGCGUAAAGGUCGAACGCCUAGUCGUCAAAAAUACACGGAACCGAAAACGAUCUAGGAAUCAUCAAGAUGACUAGUUGCAUACUAACUAAACGCUACACACGGUGUAUUAUUCCAAGUUUAAUAUAUUUUGUGUCAAGUCU
Hylaeus anthracinus is the source of this 3875-nucleotide messenger RNA. It is a transcript of the gene side-III, whose product is annotated as protein turtle homolog A-like. The record is from RefSeq and is a predicted model, not a curated record. Lineage: Eukaryota; Metazoa; Arthropoda; Insecta; Hymenoptera; Colletidae. The coding region runs from base 1018 to 3567 and encodes 849 amino acids. The transcript has 14 exons.